Messenger RNA from Pan troglodytes (chimpanzee), 4028 nucleotides. RefSeq names its product mitochondrial transcription termination factor 1 (gene MTERF1). Lineage: Eukaryota; Metazoa; Chordata; Mammalia; Primates; Hominidae. Gene Ontology annotation, molecular function: double-stranded DNA binding. The record is from RefSeq and is a predicted model, not a curated record. Gene Ontology annotation, biological process: termination of mitochondrial transcription; regulation of DNA-templated transcription. Gene Ontology annotation, cellular component: mitochondrial matrix. Bases 2122 to 3330 code for a protein of 402 amino acids. The transcript is spliced from 2 exons.
AGAUAGCUGUUCUCCAGCCUUUCUGGAGGGAUGCAGAGCCUUUCCUUAGGACAAACAAGGUGAGAAAUGCAUGUAAAGAUCUCCAAACUUAGCUUGCUGUAUCAAAAGAAGACCAGCUGGAAUGUGGUAUUUUAGGGUCAGUGAUUAGUUAUUUCCAUUAACAGCCUUUUUAACAGGCCAGUUGUGGGGCAGAGGCGAACGUAAAUAUUUUUUUAGACAGCUCAUACUACAAGCAUAGAGAUUUUCAGUGUGUUUGUUAAGUUUGAACAUUAGCCCUUUGGAUAAUGGUUUCGGUUAAUUAAAAAGUCAAUUUGAGAAAUAGAUCGAAGUCAAUUUUUGAAUAGGUACCAUUUUUGAAAUUUGUACGUGAGGAAAGUUGCUAACUUUCUUGUAUUAGGCUAUUUAGAUGUUCAUUUACCCUGCUAGAUAUUAUGAGUAUUUUGAAUGGAGAUCCGUUGCUAAGAGUAAAGCAUCAUGGAGAAUUUUGAAGUGUGACUUUUUUGGUACUAGAAACCGAAAAAUAGAUAAAGAUAAUUUGUAUUUUCCAUUGUUUUUCACACCAAAGGCCAGUUUUACUUGUUUAAAUUUUUUCGUCUGACUGCAAAGUAACACAUAUUCAUUAAAUAAAGUCCCAGUAUUUCAGAAGUAGUACAUAGCCUCUAAUAAUCUUUCAGAAAUAACUGUCAUUCCACUUCCCCCCCUGUAUAUAUUAACGUCCCCCUCCCCGCCUUUAAUAUACAUGGCAUUAUCCAUACUGUUAAGCAGUUUGUCAUGUAGAAUAUCUGACAUCUUUUGAUUGCAGUAGAUCGGCCUUUAUUUUUGGCACCUUUGUAGUAUAUUGCAUAGAUGUACCACAAUUUAUUAAUUAUUCUAUUGGUGGCCAUUUGGGUUUCUUCUUCUUUGUUAUAGCAAAUAAUGUUAUGAUGGUCAUCCUUUUUCUUUCUUUCUUUUUCUUCUAUUUUCUUUUUUUUCAUGAGACAGAUUCUUGCUCUGUCGCCCAGACUGGAGUGCAGUGGUGCAAUCUCAGCUCACUACAACCUCCGCCUCCCAGGUUUAAGCAGUUAUUGUGCCUUAGCCACCUGAGUAGCUGGGAUUAGAGACAUAUAUCACCAUGCCUGGCUAAUUUUAGUAUUUUUAGUAGAGAUGGGGUUUCGUGAUGUUGGCCAGGCUGAUCUCAAACUCCUGGCCAACAUCUCAAAGUGGUGAGAUUAUAGGUGUGAAGCCACUGUGCUUGGCCUAGUCAUCCUUUUUCAUAACAAACACAUAUUGUCUUUUUUUCUUUUUGAGAUGGGCUCACUCUGUCAUCCAGGCUGGGGUGCAGUGGCUAGAUUAUGGCUCACUGCAGCCUGGAUCUCCUGGGCUCAAGCAGUCCUCCUACCUCAGUCUUCUGAGCAGCUGGGACUAUAGGUGUGUGCUGUUACAGUUGGCUAAUGUUUUGAUUUUUUGUAGAAUAAGGGUCUCACUUUGAGUUUGAGACCAGUCUGGGUGACAUAGUGAAACACUGUCUCUACAAAAAAUAAAAAUAAAAAAUCAGCUGGGCAUGUGGGGCAUUCCUGUGGUCCCAACUACUCAGGUGGUUGAGGUGGAAGCAUCACCUGAGCCCAGGGAGGUGAGGCUGCAACGAGCCAUGAUAGUGCUGCUGCACUCCAAGCCUGGGUGACAGAGUGAGACCCUGUGUCAAAAAAAAAAAAGUUUGGAAAUCAGGAGGACAAAGCAGAGAUGGAGAGGGUCAACUGAUUUUAGGUAGCCAAGGCAGGCAAGGGUAAACAAAAAGAGCAAGAAAAAAGCAAGAACAAUUCUGGGGCACUAAUGGUGCCCCAUUGGAAGCAGUCCUGUGCUUACAGGUAACAGAAGCAGUGAGCUAGGGAGAGACAGUGAUAUAUGUACAUUUGUUUAUUGAUUAUAUAUGUCUUACAGUACAAUCAUAUUGUUUAUAUUAUAAAACGUAGAAUUUUUCAAAGGCUAAGACAAACAUAAAUUGUAGUUUUACUGUUUAUUUAAUAAUUCAGCAGUGGCUGAAUUAUUAACACAGUUCUGGAGAGCUGGAGCUGAAGGUAUAUUCUCAUAGAAAUGACCGUGAUGCUCAUAGGAUUGUAAUAUGGUCAUUUAGUUGUUUAACACAUGCAUUUGUGUAAUAUUUUAUGUGUUGUUUUACACAGCAUUUCAAAAGGUUUGAACUACCUAACCAUUAUGGCACCAGGAAACCUCUGGCAUAUGAGAAAUAACUUUCUCUUUGGUUCAAGAUGUUGGAUGACCCGAUUUUCAGCAGAAAUCAUCUUCAAAUCAGUUUCAUUUAGGCUUUUUGGUGUGAAGUGUCAUAAUGCAGACAGUGAGCCUUUGAAAAAUGAGGACCUACUGAAAAACUUACUUACUAUGGGAGUAGAUAUUGACAUGGCAAGGAAACGACAGCCUGGAGUUUUUCAUAGGAUGAUUACCAAUGAGCAGGACCUGAAGAUGUUCCUUCUUUCCAAAGGAGCUAGCAAAGAAGUGAUCGCUAGCAUCAUAUCAAGAUAUCCACGAGCAAUAACACGUACUCCCGAGAAUCUUUCAAAACGGUGGGAUCUGUGGAGAAAGAUUGUGACAUCAGACCUUGAAAUUGUAAAUAUUUUGGAACGUUCUCCUGAAUCCUUUUUUCGGUCCAAUAACAACCUAAACUUAGAGAAUAAUAUAAAGUUCCUCUACUCAGUUGGAUUGACCCGUAAAUGCCUUUGUCGAUUGUUGACCAAUGCCCCUCGUACCUUCUCCAAUAGUCUUGAUCUGAAUAAACAGAUGGUUGAAUUUUUGCAGGCAGCCGGUUUGUCACUGGGUCACAGUGAUCCCACAGAUUUUGUCAGAAAGAUAAUUUUUAAAAACCCUUUUAUCUUAAUUCAGAGCACCAAGCGGGUGAAAGCUAACAUUGAAUUCUUACAGUCAACUUUCAAUUUGAACAGUGAGGAACUGCUGGUUCUGAUAUGUGGUCCAGGAGCUGAAAUCCUAGACCUUUCCAAUGACUAUGCCAGAAGAAGCUACGCAAACAUCAAAGAGAAGCUGUUUUCUCUUGGAUGUACUGAAGAAGAGGUACAGAAGUUUGUCUUAAGCUAUCCAGAUGUGAUCUUCUUGGCAGAGAAAAAGUUUAAUGAUAAAAUAGACUGCCUCAUGGAAGAAAACAUUAGCAUUUCACAAAUAAUUGAAAAUCCUCGGGUUCUGGAUUCAAGCAUAAGUACUUUAAAAAGUCGAAUCAAAGAAUUGGUAAAUGCUGGCUGUAACUUGAGUACUUUAAACAUCACUCUUCUAUCUUGGAGUAAAAAAAGAUAUGAAGCUAAAUUGAAAAAGUUAAGCAGAUUUGCCUAAGGCUGCCAAUGUUUUUAAUUCUCAGGAACUGUGAAUAUGUUAUGCCACAUUGCAAAAGAAUUUUGCAGAAGUGAUUAAUUUAAAAUGUUAUUACGGGCCUUGAGAUGGGGAGAUUAUCCUGAAUUACUUGGGAGGGCCUAAUAUAAUUGUAGGGAUCUUUAAAAGUUGAAGAGGGAGGCAAAAGAGGAGGUCAGAGUGAUCCUGUAUAAGAAAGACAACUACUUUUGAAGGAAGUUAAAAGGUGGCUUUGAAGGAGGAAGACACCUUGAGGAAUGAAGGGGGCCUGUAAAAAAAAAUUGAAAAGGCAAGGAAACAGAUUCUCCAUUAGAGUCCCCAGAAAGGAAUGCAGCCUUGCUGGCACCUUUUUAGCCCAGUGAGAUCAAUGUCAAACUUCUGACCCACAGAACCAUAAGAUGGUAAAUUUGUGUUGUUUUAAACCACUGAGUCAGUGAUAAUUUGCUGAAGAAGCAAAUAGAUUAACACAGCAACUAAGUAGAUGAUUAGUUGCAUUAUAGGUGAAGUCAAAAAUACAGUCCUUUAGUAAAGUCUGUAUUUCUUCCUUUUAUAAGAGUAAUUAUAUUUAAAAAAUCUACCUACCCUUCUGGAAUUGCUAAUGUUAGUGUUUAUAAAGUCUUAAAUGUGUGCAUAAAAAACUAAAUGUGAAUAUAAAAUCUAAAUAAAGGAAUAUGUUUGCCUAA